AUGCCGGUGCCGAUGUUGAUGCCGGCGUCGGCACCAGCGUCGGUGCCCGGGCUCGGCGCUGGUGCCGAUGCCCAUACCGGUGCCGACACCGGUGCCGACGCUGAUACCGGUCCCGAUGCUGAUGCGGAGCUGAUACUGGGUGGGGGUGACCGUGGGCCCCCUCCCACCCGCACCCUUCCCACGGCCCAGGUGCAGGAGUGGAACGUGGAGGCCCCCCACCUGAUGCCGCUGCAGCCACCGCUGCUGCCGGAACGGGCGCACGUGCGGGAGGCGCAGCUCCACUCCGCCGAGGCCUCGCUCUGGACCGUGGUGGCCACGGUGCAGGCGAUGGAGAGGAAGAUCGACCUCCUCGCCACCCGCCUGCUCAGCCUGGAGGGUCGGUCCGGCACGGCUGAGAAGAAGCUUCUGGACUGCGAGAAGACGACCAUGGAGUUUGGGAACCAGCUGGAGAGCAAAUGGGCUGUGCUGGGCACCCUCAUCCAGGAGUACGGGCUGCUCCAGCGGCGCCUGGAGAAUGUGGAGAACCUGCUGAAGAACAGGAAUUUCUGGGUGCUGCGGCUGCCCCCCGGCCCCCGGGGCGAGGUCCCCAAGGUGCCGGUGACGUUUGUUGACAUUGCCGUCUACUUCUCGGCGGAGGAGUGGAAGAAUUUGGAGGAGUGGCAGAAAGAGCUGUACAAUAACCUGGUGAAGGAGAACUAUGAGUCUUUGAUCUCCCUGGAUGGUGCCCUCUCCAGAAGCGAGAUGCAGCCCCGCAGCGAGCGCGGGGAGGGACCCUGCGUCCCCGAGCAGAGGGAGCUGGAGCAGAGGGAGCUGCCGCCGGACGCCUGUGCGGAGUCGCUGAUCUCCACCUCCGACAUCCUGUCCCGGAUCAAGCAGGAGGUGGCCUUCGUGGGGGAGCAGCAAUUCGCAGAGGAGCGAGGGAUGCCGGCGGACCCCUGUGCAGGCGCAGACGCCCUGAUCACAGCACACGACUUCUUGUCGUGGAUCAAGCAGGAGGAAGAACCCUGCGUCCGCGAGCCCUGGGAGCUGCCGGAGAGGGAGAUGCUGACGGGUCCCGGUCCUGCUGGCGAGGGGCUGCUAGUGAAGACGGAGGAGCGGUGCCCCCACGCCGAGCCCCCAGAAGAGGUGGGCUUGCCGGGCGGCUCCGGGGAGCUGCUCUUCCCCGGCGCAGGCUUCGGGAACCCCGAGGGACAGGCAGCGGUGACGGCGGCGGCAGCGGCGGUGGCUCUGCCGGCACAGCACAGACUGGGCAAAGCUCCAGGCUCAGAGCCGGGGCCGGGGGCCGAGGCGGCGGGGGUCCCCACCGUGACGCCGGGACCAGCCGAGGAGCGGCCGCAUGGCUGCGCCGAGUGCGGGAAGAGCUUCAGCGGGAAGAAGAGCCUGCGGAUCCACCAGCGGAGCCACGCGGCCGAGCGCCCCUACCCUUGCGCCGAGUGCGGCAAGAGCUUCAACUGCCACUCGGGGCUGGUGCGGCACCAGAUGAUCCACCGCGGCGAGCGGCCCUACAAGUGCGCCGAGUGCGGCAAGUGCUACAGCCGCAAGGAGCACCUGCAGAACCACCAGCGGCUGCACACGGGCGAGCGGCCCUUCGCCUGUGCCGCCUGCGGCAAGAGCUUCAUCCGCAAGCAGAACCUGCUCAAGCACCAGCGCAUCCACACCGGCGAGCGGCCCUACCAGUGCCCGGCCUGCGGCCGCAGCUUCCGCUACAAGGAAUCCCUCAAGGAUCACCAACGGGUCCACGGGGCUGAAGCGGGGCCCCCCCCGCUGCCCACCCCCGGCAUCAUGCCCCCCGGGGACUAG
Messenger RNA from Haliaeetus leucocephalus (bald eagle), 1800 nucleotides. Its product is annotated as zinc finger protein 282-like. Lineage: Eukaryota; Metazoa; Chordata; Aves; Accipitriformes; Accipitridae. The record is from RefSeq and is a predicted model, not a curated record. The coding region runs from base 1 to 1800 and encodes 599 amino acids. The transcript is spliced from 7 exons. Gene Ontology annotation, biological process: regulation of DNA-templated transcription.